Molecule: messenger RNA, 795 nt
Organism: Ostrea edulis (European flat oyster)
Lineage: Eukaryota; Metazoa; Mollusca; Bivalvia; Ostreida; Ostreidae
Exons: 4
Coding region: 245-721 (158 amino acids)
Source: RefSeq, a predicted model, not a curated record
UUACCUUUAGGAAUUAUAACAUUUAUCACUGUUCCGUAUCUUCACAUUUGCAUUCAGGAUCUUCGUUUGCCAGAACUCUCAAGUUGUAAAAUAUAUCACAAGCAUUAAUGUAUACAGAAUUCCGAGGUGAAUUAAUAUUUAAAUGAAAUUCUUAGUUGAAGUUUUAUAAUUUCAUAUUAUUCAAACCUCCAUCUGUGAAAUUUUGAAAUAACUAUAUUUAAUUUCAGGUGGAUGGAAUCAAGAUAUGAUAUAUCAACUCAUGUUGUUCGGAGCAGGCGGACUUCUGUUUGGAAUAUUUUGUUUGAUUGGUAUAAUUAUAUGUAAAUGUAGAAGAAACCCAUUAUCCAAAAGUGGAAGGUUUAUGGUACAGACAGAUCAAGAACCCAGCAACCGUCAAUCCAUUCUGUAUGCCGUGCCCAGCGAUAUUGGGAACCAUGUGGGACCUUCAGUGCUUGUUCACAAAGAUGCACAAAUAGUAGCAAAUUACUCUUACAAUCACCUACACGAACCUGUGGAACAGAAAAAAGACAAUGUGUAUCCUGAGCUGGACUCUUGUGAUGACGUGUACAACCACCUCCAUGAAAAGGAUGCACCAUUGUGUGAAGGCGUGUAUGACGUCACAGAAAAUGUCUCUAAUGACAUGAAACACAGUUCUGAUGAUAACCCUGAAUCUGUUGGUCUCUAUGAUUUUGCUGAACCUAUAAAUGCUAACAUGUGUUAAAGAUACAGCAGGUGCACGCGUAAAACUUUUUAUAUUCUUUAAAUUCUUGAUAUUCAAAUCACAAAGAUUAUGUA